Molecule: messenger RNA, 2619 nt
Organism: Apis mellifera (honey bee)
Lineage: Eukaryota; Metazoa; Arthropoda; Insecta; Hymenoptera; Apidae
Product: transmembrane protein 35A
Exons: 4
Coding region: 350-772 (140 amino acids)
Biological process (GO): chaperone-mediated protein complex assembly; positive regulation of protein localization to cell surface
Cellular component (GO): endoplasmic reticulum
Source: RefSeq, a predicted model, not a curated record
AGUCGGAAUAAGCCGAAUAAAACCGAAAGAGAAAGAAAAGAAGUAUGAACAUUACUAUAUCGUGUACGAUAGUACCCAAUUAGUACUAAGUACGAUUUGAAUAAUUGUUCGAAACGUUUAAAAAAAUAUAUUUCUAACAUAAAUAUCAUAUAAAUAUCUAUUAUGAAUAUGUAUAAUUAAGAAAUAAAAAAAAAAAGAAAAAAGAAAACAAAAAAAAUAGUUUAUUUGAGAUUGUACGAGUCAUACAUAACGAAUUCACGACUACGAGUCAUUCAUCUAGUCUAGUUUCCGAAUCGAUUUCUCUACGUUUAAUACGUUCGUGUCGUUAAUAAUCUUCAACUGUCGAAUUAUGGGCUCAGUCGUUUUGAAAUCUCUCUCAGUUCUUCUUGGGAUAUUCUUCGUUUUCGUUGGUACUAUGAAAUUGACUUCUCAUAUUAGUAAGGAUCUACACAAGGAUUUGAGGAAAGAAUAUGUGAAAUAUGCAAAGGUAUUUCCACUAUCUGGUACACUGGAUUUUAAAGUACCAAGUAAAUGGUAUAGAAGAGUUGUUGGAUCAUUGGAAAUUAUUUGCGGACUCGCAAUGGCCAUAGUUCCAAGCCAUAAAAUAAAAAAUGCAUCAAAUACAGUAUUAUUAUUAUUAAUGUUAAUGGCUGUAUAUUCACAUUAUAUGGUAAAUGAUAAGUUUGAAAGAAUUGCACCAGCAUUGAUUUACUUCUUUUUAGGUGUUUUUUUUUAUGCUAACAGGCCGAUUAGUAAUAGAUUGGCAACUUAGACGAGAAGAUACACAACCAGUAACAGCAAAUGGUGUAGAUGAUAAAACUAAGAAACAAGAUUGAAUUUGGAAUUCUUAUACAUAUUCAUGAGACUAAAACUUCAUUUGAUUAUCAUAUUAAUUAUCACUUGCAACGUAUCAUGUAGGUAAUAGUUCGUUAAAGGAAUUCUUAUUAUGCACAACAAAUAAGUUACUCAUUUGAUCUUUGAUUCCUUAUUUAUGAUAAUCAUGUAAAAUAUGCUCUUUUAAACUUAUAUGUUAAUUUUAUUCAAGAUUUAUAUUAAAUUGCUUUUUCAACAAUAUUAUGAAUUUAAAUCUAAAGAAAAUAGAAAUCUUGAAAAUUUCAAAAAAUAUAAAUAUUUAUUAUUACUACAAUAUAAUUUAAUCAAUGAAAUAUAAAGUAUUAGCUCAAACACAAGGUAUUAACUGCCAUUUGAAUUAAUGUGUUCUUCUUGAUAUCAUAUUGAGAUUAAAUGUUUUUAUGUGUAAACAUUGCAUUAUAACGCACACGCGUGCUUUCUUCGUAUUUAUAUUUUUACUUGUUUAGUUAUUUUUUUAUUUUUAAAGAAGAAAACACGCGUCUUUAAAAUUCGAAUAAAAAUGUACAAAUUUAAAAUUCGUACAAAAUACAUAAAUAUAUUAUUAUAGUUGAAACGAAAAUUAUAAAAAAGACUAGUUUGUUUUUAGUUUAAAGUUCAAAAUAUUUUAUUAAUAUAAUGGAAUAUACUGUAGUGAACUAAUUGAUUCUAGAAUCUUAUUAUAGCAUAUUUUGAACUGUAAAUACAUAUUUAUUUAAAACUAUUUCAAAGUUACUAUUCAAUAUAAUGAUUUAAAUAAAAAUAUAAAAUACAAAAUACAAAACAUUUAAUACAAAAUAAAAAACAUAAGUACAAAUAUAAAUAUAAAUUGUAUUUUCCUAUGUUUGUUAUAGUAUAUUCCACUGUAUUAUAGAAGAAAAAACGUUAUUAUACUGUAUAACGUUAAUUAAUUGUAUAUUUAUUUUUCAAAUGUUAAAUUUGUAAUCAAUGGAAUAAAUUAAAUAAUAUAUCUAUAAAAAAUAAUAUAAUAACGAAAUAAAAUAAUAGCGAAAAAAUAAGUGUAAAGUUAACAUAUAUAAGUAUAAUGAUAUAUUUAUUAUAAAAUAUUAAGAUUGACUACAUAAGAGAACAUUUUAAAAACUAUUUAAUAAUUGUGCGCGCAUGUGUAUACAAAACUAAGUUUACACGUUCGAAUAGAAAAAGAAAAAUUAUAAUUUUCAAUUUUUUUGAAAUUUAUAUUUUUAACUAUUUUUUUUAUUUGAAAAUAACAGAAUUAUUAAUUAACUUAUUUAAGAUUCAUUAAUACAUGACAUAUAAUUUAUUUUGCACUAUUAACAUUUUUGAUAUAUAUUUGUGAACUUUCAUUAAUCAUUAUAAUAAUAGAUUUAAAUAUUAAUGCCGAUUUUAUACAUCUACAAAUUAAAUAUACAUUUCAAAAAUAUCUUUAAUUCAGCAUAACUAUAAUAAUGUAAACAGUUAAAAUAAAUAAUUUAUCAUUUUUAUCAUUUUUACUUUUGUAUCAAUUAAAUCAUAUUAUUAUUCACAAGCAAUAAAAAUUAAUUUACUAAUUAACUGUUAUUAUUAAGUGAAAUAACAAUAUUUUUAAUUUUAAUUUUGAUUAUGUGAGUUCUUGACCAGUAGUUAAAAGAUGUAAAGCUUUUCGAAGAUUUAACACAGCUGUAGGCACAUCAUCAUAAUUUAAAGCACUUCCCGACCAUUUAAUAAACUUUUGUGCCUUAUUUAUUUGUUCCACUGAUAAUUCGAUUCCACCUAUGAUGUAUGUAUAAUUAAUGCAAACAAAUAAUGAUA